Molecule: messenger RNA, 396 nt
Organism: Hipposideros armiger (great roundleaf bat)
Lineage: Eukaryota; Metazoa; Chordata; Mammalia; Chiroptera; Hipposideridae
Gene: TNFSF14
Product: TNF superfamily member 14
Exons: 3
Source: RefSeq, a predicted model, not a curated record
AGCCCAGGAGUGUUGGGCGAUUGUGGUUUUCCUCCCAGCCCGCAGAACUCAGCCGUGACAGCCCAGCCUGAGCGUCUCAUGACCUAAUCAGCACAGGCAUGGAGGAGACAGUUGUGCAACCCUCGGUAUUUGUCGUGGAUGGACAGACGGACAUUCCAUUCACGAGGCUGGGGAGCAGCCGCCGGAGACAGCCCUGCAGUUCAGCCCGGCUGGGCCUGGCACUCUUGCUGCUACUGCUGGUGACCGGGCUGGCUGUGCAGGGCUGGUUUCUACUGCAGCUUCACUGGCGCCUGAGGGAGAUGGUCGCCCCCCUGCCGGAGAGAGAUGCUGGAGCCUGGGAGCAGCUGAUCCAAGAGCGGAGGUCCCACCAGGCCAACCCGGCAGCACAUCUCACAG